AUGAGCAAAGUCGAACUCCAAGUCGUCGAUGACAUUAAUAAUGACUUCAAGGCGCAUAUCCGGAGUGUCCACGAAUUCAACAACUCGUUCGACUGGCCUCAGGUCAACACCUUCGUCUACAAGGAGGUAGAUGGUCUCAAGAUUGAGGCAGAUGUCUGGGUGUGGGAGACGCUACCGAACGGCGACUCCCAGCGCGUACCCGCCAAGCGGCCAGUUGCUCUCUUUAUCCACGGAGGUGGUUGGAUGGGAGGGAUUCGCACGGACUUCCCCAAGCCGCUCUUGCAUGAAUUCGUGUCAAGGGGCUAUGUCUAUGUUUCCAUCGAUUAUCGUCUGCUCCCCGAGGUCGAUUUUAUCACCGAACAACUGGAGGAUAUACGCUCCGUAGAGGGGUGGAUCCGCGAGAAACUGCAAGGGUGCUUGACGGAAAAGGGUGUGAAUGUGACAGUCGACACCGAUACGAUUGCGGUGCUUGGUGGUUCUGCUGGUUCGCAUCUGGCGUCCUUGACACCGAAAAUAUGGAAGAAGAAGCCGUCAGCUCUGCUGCUUAUGGCGGGGCCGACCGAUCUCUUCGACUCUCGCAGACUCGGUCGCCCGAUGGGGGGAGGCAAGCUGGAUGCAGUCGUUGCACAGGUUCCCAUGGAUCCGACACCAGAGUUUAUCAAGUCAGCCAUGUUUGACGGCCCCAAGACCAACGCCGAGCCAUCACUGGGUAUCGAGAGUUUCAUGCUGCCCCGGGCUAUGUUGGGCAUCUCCAUUUUCAUGAACGAACUAAUGGCCGAGUUUCUUGUCCUGGGUCUUCAGGACGGGAAGCUGCCUAAGAAAGGCAGUGCUCCCAAAGAAAAGAUCGAAUUCAUCAGUGCGGCCUACGGGGACCUCAGCGAUUGGCCACCAACGUUCCAAAUGAUUGGCGACAAUGAUGAAGCCUUUGAGGCUUCGCAACUAACCAAGUUCCACGAUAGAUUGAGGCAGCUCGGUAUUCCAUCUGGAGUGCUCGUGGUCCCAGAAAGCUCGCAUGCCUUUGAAGGCAUGUCCAAGAUCGGCGACAAUGUGCACCUGAGAUAUAUCAAGCCGGCGUGCGAAUUUUUGGUGAGACAUACGCUCAAGGAAGACGGAGCAAAGUGA
This is a messenger RNA of Fonsecaea erecta, 1122 nucleotides long. RefSeq lists its product as hypothetical. The record is from RefSeq and is a predicted model, not a curated record. The transcript is spliced from 3 exons. Bases 1 to 1122 code for a protein of 373 amino acids. Lineage: Eukaryota; Fungi; Ascomycota; Eurotiomycetes; Chaetothyriales; Herpotrichiellaceae.